This is a messenger RNA of Alternaria postmessia, 2685 nucleotides long. RefSeq lists its product as uncharacterized. Lineage: Eukaryota; Fungi; Ascomycota; Dothideomycetes; Pleosporales; Pleosporaceae. The record is from RefSeq and is a predicted model, not a curated record. The transcript is spliced from 6 exons. The coding region runs from base 1 to 2685 and encodes 894 amino acids.
AUGGGUAACAACCUACUCUUUAAGUGGGAAGAUUCGGAGGCGCUGAAACACCACUGUGGGUUCUGUGAGCGUCCCUUGAGCCAUCCCGGUGCGAGAGCAUCUUGUUUCGGCAAGCACAGCGAGCCAUGUGUCCGCUUUCACCAGGCCAUGUUCAUGCGCCUUCGGGGUCAUACGUGCAAGUACUGUAUGGAAAUUGAUGAACAGCAUUACAGGCGCCAUCACGAUAUCGCCGAGCGCUUACGUGCGGUCUACGAGAGUUGCGGCGAGGUCGAUUGGAACAUCGUGCCAGAUGAAUUCGGGCCUGAGGAACGUGGAAGAGUGAGAGAACCCGGUGACGUGGACACACCAUUAUCGAAGCGCGAGAGAAAGGAUGCGAAGCGUCUUGUGAGAGCGGCAAGUAGAUCGAGAGUCAUCACUCUGGAGGAGAUCAGAUACAUCGACUCCGUCGUGCACUCCGCUGAAGGCACGACGAGCAACGAUGCCGAUGGACCGCGUGAUCCAGAAGAGGUCGAUGAAAUCGAAAGGCAGCUCCGAUACCAUGCUCAUGUCUAUAGCACACAGGUCAGUCGGAGGGGGCUUAGGAAGCUCGCCGAGGCUCACGAAGAUACGCUCGAUAUCGACUUCGAAGCCGAGAUGGAACGCAUCCUGGAGACCUUCCGCAUCAACAAGUUACUCAAGCGCAACACGAAAACUAAGGGAUUGCAGGGAAAAGAGCUAAAGGCAUUUCUCAAUUUCGUCGACGGUUUGAAGCACGCCGUGCUUGAGGAUAUUGUGUUGGUCAACAAAGACAAUGCUGAAUCGCGCAUGCGGCGGGCUGGUUACCUCAGAUAUACUAACAAAACAUCUUACGGGAUUGUAGAAGAAAGGUAUACCGACAAGGACUGGAAGACUGGUGAGAAGUUCGCGUCCAGUUCGAGUGAUUUCAGUGGUGCCAUCACUCCUGUACAUGAAACCAGUUUACUUCCAAGCGAACGAUUCGAAGACCAGUCUCCUUGCCGGCCUAGAACUGCUCACAGCCCGGACCGGAGACAUCUUGAGAGUAGUCACAAGCGCGUUAGUGGCGAUGAUGGACUCUACGCUGCAGACAUCGAGCCUUAUCAUACCCCACUACUAUCUUUACCACCUGCUCCAGCUUCUGGUAUGCCAGUUGCCGCGAUCAUGGUGAUCAACAUUAAAGCUCCAGUGCGUGCACCAGCUCCAGUGCGUGGUCGCGCAAAGAAGCCUGUCAAGACAGCCUCUGAUGGCUGGAAGACCGUUACGAACGGAGGUGUGCCAACAAAGCAGAUACCAAAGGCACGUGUUUGGGGUAAUAUCCCAAGCAAGCGCCCAGCUCAGGCUUCUCGACCUGGGCCAGCACCAUGGUCUUCCGACUCUCGCAACUUUCCCGAUAUCUCCGCUGCGAAAACAUCGUUCGAUGGUGCAUAUUCCCAACCUCGUGAGGUGAAGCCUCCGAUGAUCUGGUGUUCGAAGGAGCCUGAGACCUUCGUUUUCCAGACGGAAGACGAUGUCAGUGGCCAUGCCGCGGUUUCACAAAAGAAGAAAGCUAAGAAAGCUCGAGAAGCUAAGCGCAAAGCAAAGAAGCACUCUACAUCAAACGAGAUCAUCACCGAAGACGUUGGAGAUGAGCCUGACAUCUCAAUGCAAGGCCCUUCUACACCACAAAAGACCAAGGUCGACACCAACGUCCUAGAUAUCGACGAGACACUGCAAUCUUUUUCGAUGGAUACCAAGACUGAAGGGAAGUUCGCCGACCUUGUGGUAGAGCCAAUUGCUAUGAUUCACGAUUCCAGUGAUGGGAUAUCGCCGGUGCCUCCGCCUGAAUCUAUGCCGAUCACAAAACAUGGCAAGCACAUGCACUGGAUCCGUACUGGACCGUUCAACCGCCUCCGUGGCGAGAAGCUGCUGUCACUAUAUGAGAAGGACCAUCGAACAAAGGGCCGCUUGAUGCUCAUAGAUGACGACCUAAUCAAUUACUUUAUGGAAGACCCUAUCAGCCGAUCGCGCAAUCGCAACCCAGACGGCGUGCCCGCGCGUCUACAGAAGGAGUAUGACGACGUCAAGAACGGAUACAAUCCCGGAACUCUCAUGGCGCAAGAGCUUCGUUUUGAGCGACUCUACGCUAAGAACGGUUUUAUGAAGCAGGAGCUUACCCAGAGUAUGCUACAGGAUAUCCAGCGCAACGAGUUCGAGCGUUUGGAUACGAGGUACAUGUGCUAUUGUCGUGCUGCCUUACCGAAGACAGGAUCUUCAAAGACGGACAUUAUUGUUUGCUCAUAUCGCGACUGUUCCACUGGGAACUUUCAUCGAUCAUGCAUAAAGAAGCUUGGCUUCGGCUUGGUGUCGCGCUGGUAUUGUACCGAAUGUGAACAGAAGAUGAAGGUACUCGCGCGCCAGACGUUACGCCGUUUAGGCUAUACCGAUAUUCCACAUGAGGGCCCAUGCAGCUAUUCAUACGGACUUGGCGCGGACAAAUUCGAAGAGAUGUUCGAUGAGAAAUUCGCGGAGAUGAUGAACUCAUCCGACAUGGAAUAUCUGAAACUACUACCAGCCGACCUGAGGAGCAAGGUCAAGGAGGUCGGGGGGUUCACGGCUAUGCCCAAAGAGCUCCAGCAGCAAUUCAAAGAGAAGGUCAGGGCGCUUGGCGAAAAAUUUAGGGCAGCGGACGUCAAGAUGUUCGAUUUGUAA